Ziziphus jujuba (common jujube) is the source of this 711-nucleotide messenger RNA. RefSeq names its product TMV resistance protein N-like. The record is from RefSeq and is a predicted model, not a curated record. Gene Ontology annotation, biological process: signal transduction. The coding region runs from base 175 to 711 and encodes 178 amino acids. Lineage: Eukaryota; Viridiplantae; Streptophyta; Magnoliopsida; Rosales; Rhamnaceae. The transcript has a single exon.
GUUGUAAAAAAUAAUUAAAAAAAAGAGGUCAUUGACCGCUGACUUAUUGUUGUAACUUGACUCCCAGUCUUUUUCGUCAACAACUUAUAGUUCACCAAGGAGAGAGAGUUUAAACAUUUUCUUGGAUCUAGUUUAUGAAGUCUGAUCCACAUUGAUCUCUGUAUCUACCUAAACAUGGCUUCUUCUUCUUCUUCUUCUCUUUCCUCAGCAAUCUCAAUUCAAGAAAAGUACGAUGUGUUUUUGAGUUUCAGAGGUGAAGACACCCGCAAUCAAUUUGCUAGCUAUCUUUAUGCUGCUUUAUCUGCAAAGCAUAUCUCAACUUUCAUGGAUGAUCAUCAACUUGAGAGAGGGGAUCAAAUUUCACCAACGCUUAGGAAAGCAAUCCAUGAAUCCAAGAUUUGGGUAAUCAUUUUCUCGGAAAACUUUGCUUCAUCCACAUGGUGUUUGGAUGAGCUUGCGGAGAUACUUGAAUGCAAGAAAAGAAAUGAGCAGGGUACUGUUAUGCCCAUCUUCUAUGGUAUAGAUCCAUCGGCUGUACGGAAACAGGAGGGUAGCUAUGGAGUUACAUUUCAAGAAUUGGAAAAACGUUUUGAGGAUAGAAUGGAGAAGGUGAAACUAUGGAGGGCUGCUUUAACAGAAGCAUCCAAUCUAUGUGGCUUGGAUUCAAAGGAUUUAAUGGUUUUCUAUAUAUAUGUCCUAAUUACUAAUUAA